GAUCCAGACAGAAAUGACCAACUGUAUCUCAAUGACACUGCCAGGACCACAUGUGUUCAUUAUUGUGUUGAGUUUAGCACAACGCUUCACUAAAGAAGAGACAGAAUCAGUCUAGAUCAUCCAAGAGACUUUUGGUGAAAACUCUUUAAUGCACAUCAUGGUGCUCUUCACCAGAGGAGAUGAUCUUAAAUAUAAAACCAUUGAAGAGUACCUGAAGAACACCAGAUCUCCUUUACAGAACCUCAUAGAACAGUGUGGAUACAGAUAUCAUGUGUUCAUUAAUACUGAGACUGAAGACCAAACACAAGUUUCUGCUCUACUGGAGAAAAUAGACGCCAUGGUGAAAGAAAACGGAGGGAGUUACUACUCAAGUAAAAUAUUCAGACAGAUGGAGCGAGACAAACAAGAGAAACAAAUAAAGAUACUGAUGGACAGAAUUGAGCAACUGAGCAGAGAGAAAGAAGAAGAGAUGGAGAGAAUGAAGAUGAUGAUGGAGAAAGAAAAACAGAACCAUGAGCAAAAGAGGAGGAAAACAAAAGAUGAGUUUGGAGAGAGAGAAAGGAGGUAUAAAAGUGAAAUGGAGGAAGAAAAACAGAUGCAACAUGAGAUGAGAACAGAACGAGACACAGUUAAACAUGAAAUAAAAGAAAGAAAGAAAGAAAGAAAAUAAAUACCUCCAGAUUAAAUAUGAUGAAAAAAUAGAAAAAUUGAUGAAUUUAAAAGAGAA
Molecule: messenger RNA, 727 nt
Organism: Triplophysa rosa
Lineage: Eukaryota; Metazoa; Chordata; Actinopteri; Cypriniformes; Nemacheilidae
Product: GTPase IMAP family member 9-like
Exons: 1
Coding region: 149-670 (173 amino acids)
Molecular function (GO): GTP binding
Source: RefSeq, a predicted model, not a curated record